AUGUCCUUUGGUAACUUUAAAUCAGGAUUUAAGGACUUUACAAAGUCCGCCAGAGAGUCAAUCGCUGGCAAGGAUGAAAAGCCAAAGACAACUACAACCACACAUGGAAGUGGUAGUACUACUACAUCCACGACAACUCGUGAUGGUGGAUACGCCACAAAUCAGACAUCUUAUGAAUUGCCAAAGCCACCUGCACAGAAGACUCCACCCCCUCCCCCACCCUCUGCCACUACAACUACGACAUCUCCAUCAAUGGCACCAAGUGCACCGGCUGGCACUUCAGUCAAUCAGACAACGGCAACGCCACCUCCCAGACCACUGUUUGGCAAGCCACCACCUCUCCAAUCAUCUUCAUCGUCAUUGCCACAACAACAAACAUCACAACCUGUAUCAUUAUCAAAGCCAGUGACGUUGGAGAAGCAGCCUCAAGCAGCACCACAACUCUAUCCCCAGGUGCCUGACUCGGCAGUGGAGCCACCCCAGCGACCUCCCAAGCCAAUAACUGUUCAGCCAUACACACCACAGCCACAAUCACAUCCACAGAUGUAUCCACAGCCACUGGCACCACAACAAACACAUCAAUCAUCAGUCAGUUUGGCAAAGAAUACUGAUGGCGCCACCGAGUACCAUCACAAUGUGCCCGUGCCUCAGCCAAUGGCUCCAGACACCAACAACCACAAGGACAAGUCACUGUCGUCGUCAUUGUCCAGCUCAAAGAACACCAUCAACACACACUCGCGAAUCGCUCUGACCACCAUUGGCGCCACAUCAGGCGAUAUGAUCAAGGCUGACUAUCCAAUCUUGAUGCUCAAGGAUCCAAACUAUGUUGCUACCCUCCAAUACACCGAGGCCAUCCUCGACGUCGAGAAGGCCACCAUCAAGCCAUUGGUCAAGGGUGAGAAGCAGCCACCACUCUUCAAGGAAACCAGGUUCAUCAUCUACAAGACCAUCGUGGACGACACAAUCAUCUUGAACAUUGGUCACGUGUACAUUUAUACCAACUACAGAGAGAUGACAGCAUGCAGGAUAUACCCAUAUCAUUAUAUGAUCGCUGAUAACUACAACAACUGCUUCAUCAUCAAGUUUGAUAAGGACACUCCACAAGAGUGUUUGGACAAGAUGGAGGUGAUUAUGACCUACUACACUAGCUACUACCGCGUGCCCAUCAAAGAGGACCACAACGACAAGACUGCCAAGAAGAUGGAUAAGGCCACCACCAAGUUGGAGAAGGGAAGUUUGGCCGUGUCCAAGGGCCUGGUGACGGGUGGCACAUACUUUGCCAAGGGCGCAGCCAAGGUGGGCGAUGUCUACAAGAACAACACCAAGGCCUACGACGGACCCGAGAUGACCGAGGAGCAGCGUCGCAAGUUGGAGGACCCAGACAGCGACGUGAACAAGUCGGUCAAGAACACAGACAAGAUGGUGCAGGGCUCAUCCAGCGUCAAGAAUGGAAUCGUUGGCGCGUUUGGACUGGCUGGCAGCAAGAUGUCUGAGGGCGUGCGCAAGACCGAUUGGUACAAAGAGCGUGAGGAGAAGAAGAAACGUGAGGAGGAGCUCAAUGGCAAGAAUGAGAAGAAGGAGGCUGGUGCCAAGAUGGGAGGCGCUGGUGUCAGUGCCGUCACCAACGUCAUUGGUGGCCUUGAGGAGGGCAUCCUGAUAUCCUCAAGAGGUGUUCGCGAUGCAUCUGUCGACGCCACUCGCCACAAGCACGGCGACUACGCGGCUGAGGUGUCCAAGAAGAAGUGGGAUGCUGCUGGCAACUGCACAAUCUCCGUGGUGAACAUUCUCAGCAUCGUUGGAACGACCUGGAUCAAGGGAGCGCUGUACGCCGCUGCCGGUGCCAUCACCUACGACCCGGACAAGGCUCAGAACUUGACUGGCGCCUGGUGGAAGGCUGGCUGGGUCAUGCAAAAGUCGUCGCUGCUGUCUGGCAGUCGCUGGUCGCCUCGCUGGAUGGUGCUGCGCAACCCAACCAUCGCGCUCUACUCUAGCCCGCUGGACCCUUCGGAUAAGCCGGUCAAGUCAUUCUACAUUGACAAGGUGCGUGGAGUCAAGCACGUGGGAGAGGAGCAUGCCCAACGCAGCCACACCUUUGAGUUGGUGACCGUUGGCGAGUCUCUCUACUUCUCGACGUACGCACCCGAGGUCGACUGGUCCAAUGAGCCCAUUCUCAGUCCACACCCAGACACCGAGUUGCACCAGUGGAUGGAUCUAAUUGCCAACCUGUCAAAGUACGUUGAGCUCGAAUAA
Molecule: messenger RNA, 2250 nt
Organism: Acytostelium subglobosum LB1
Lineage: Eukaryota; Evosea; Eumycetozoa; Acytosteliales; Acytosteliaceae
Exons: 3
Coding region: 1-2250 (749 amino acids)
Biological process (GO): cell division
Cellular component (GO): plasma membrane
Source: RefSeq, a predicted model, not a curated record